This is a messenger RNA of Dipodomys ordii (Ord's kangaroo rat), 2466 nucleotides long. It is a transcript of the gene Ctcfl, whose product is annotated as CCCTC-binding factor (zinc finger protein)-like. Gene Ontology annotation, cellular component: nucleus. Gene Ontology annotation, molecular function: RNA polymerase II transcription regulatory region sequence-specific DNA binding; DNA-binding transcription factor activity, RNA polymerase II-specific. The coding region runs from base 1 to 2466 and encodes 821 amino acids. Gene Ontology annotation, biological process: regulation of transcription by RNA polymerase II. The transcript is spliced from 15 exons. Lineage: Eukaryota; Metazoa; Chordata; Mammalia; Rodentia; Heteromyidae. The record is from RefSeq and is a predicted model, not a curated record.
AUGGGUGAGGGAGCAGGAAGUCGGAGGCCGGUGGCGGAGCUACGAGGAGCGGAAGAUGGCGGCGACGGCUCACAGGCCAGGUCUCAGCCCCAAGAGGAAUGGAACCAGAGGCCUACAACCCAGAAACGGGAGCCUGGCGGCUGUACCAAGCCAGUGGCCGAGCUGUACCUACUGGAGGCGACCCCGGCCCUGGUCCUGGGCGUCGACGCCCCCGAGGGAGCGGGCGGCCAGGCAGAAGGCGCGGCGUUCACCGAGGUAGGCCAUGGCACCGGGAACGACUCCCCCUGCGCAAAGACCCAGCUUGAGAAAGGUCAGGAGCAGCCACCUGAAGGAGGACUGGCCGCCAGCACUCAGGAGCAGUUCUUCCUCUUGCAAGUGAGGCCCGGGGAUGAAGGAAAAGACGAAAUGAUUCUGACAAUUUCCAACUUAAAAGUUGAAGCACAGCCAGAGAGACUGACCACCGGUCUAGCCAAUGUGGAAAAGCCCACAGCCAGGAACAGCCAGAGGGAGACAGUGGACACAAAAUGCGCCUUCCGCUGCAGCGUCUGCCCAUUCGCCACCUCGGGGAUCUCGAGUCUGAACCGCCACAUGAAAACGCACACCAGCGGGAAGGCACACGUGUGCCACCUCUGCCAGAAGGCGUUCCGCACCGUCACGCUCCUACGCAACCACAUCAACACGCACACAGGAACCAAGCCCUACAAGUGUGUGGAGUGCAAUGCAGCGUUUGUGACCAGCGGGGAGCUGGUGCGGCACCGGCGCUACAGACACACCCACGAGAAGCCCUUCCGCUGCUCGCUCUGCCAGUAUGCCAGCGUCGAGGCCAGCAAGCUGACCCGCCACAUCCGCUCGCACACGGGCGAGCGCCCCUUCCAGUGCCACCUGUGCAGCUACGCCAGCAAGGACGCCUACAAGCUGAAGCGCCACCUGCGGACCCACUCAGGAGAGAAGCCGUACGAGUGCCAGGUCUGCCACGCCCGCUUCACCCAGAGCGGCACCAUGAAGAUGCACGUGGCUCAGAAGCACAGUGAGAAUGCGCCCAAACACCAGUGCCCCCGCUGCGCCACCCUCAUCGCCAGGAAGAGCGACCUGCGUGUGCACCUGCGCAACCUGCACGGCUACAGCGCCACGGAGCUCACGUGCCGCCACUGCCCCGCCGCCUUCCGCGAGCGCUACGCCCUCCUGCAGCACCAGCGGAGCCACAGGAGCGAGAAGCCGUUCGUGUGCCAGCACUGCGGCUACGCCUGCCAGCAGGAGUGGCACCUGGCGGCCCACAGGCGCAUUCAUACGGGAGAGAAGCCCUUCGCCUGCCCGGCCUGCGGCAGAUGCUUCCGGCAGACCCAGCUGCUCAGUGUGCACAUGAAGAAGUACCAAGAUCCCAGCUUCGUCCCCACCGUCCACCAGUGCCCCGGGUGUGGCAAAGGCUUCUCCCGCGAGGAACAUAACAUGCACCGCCACACGGAGCAGUGCGGCCUGGCACCGGAGCACCCCGGCCUCUCGGGCGAGGGUCGGGCGGGGAAGAGCGCGCCGGCGGACCCCGGACCCACGGGCUGCAGGGAUGAUGGCGCUGCGGGGGAGAGCCGCCCCACGCGGGCGGAGCCGGAGGCGGCGCAGCGAGUUGAGAGCAGCAGCAUGGCCACAUUUGAACACACGCACCUCUUGAGCAUCGCUGAGUGUGAGAAGCCGCGUGUGGCUGUCCGCUCACUCUGUUCUGUGAGUUCCGGAGUGGUUCUUCAGGUGUCCCGAUGCGUGAACUUCGUUGCUCCUGGCGAGUUUCUACUCAGCGUCAAAUGCCUGGUCUUGAAAAUGGGUCACCUCUGGUUGAUUGCGAACACCUCCUUAUUGGGCUUGCCCCCAAAGGUCAGGCACACUCGGGUGGGUCCCCAGCAGCACUGUCACAGUAACCAAGAGCAGCUCCUCAAGAGAGAGGACGUGUGUCCUGAGCGGAGGAACAGGAUGCGGCGUAAAGAGGAAAGCUGCUCGGCCCAGGUGAAGGUCCAGGGGGAGCUGCUGGUGCCCACGGACACACAGCUCGCCAGCCUGAAGCCCGUUCUGGGCUCCUUCCCCACCCUCACAGAGGAUCUGGUGGUCCCCCUGCUGGCCAGGCUCCAGGCGUUUUACUCUGGAAGGUUCUGCCCUAAAGAGCAGUCUGGGCUCUUGCUAAGGAAUGGAAGAAGGCAGAGCUCUGUGCGCUGUGUGACCUGGGUCAUGGGACUCGCUGGCCUCUUCCACACGGUGACCACCGCACACAGGACCGUGACACAGCGACCCCUUACGCGCUGCCCGGCCAGCACGCUGUGCGGCGCUGUCUGUGGGAAGGUGAACAGUCCCUGUGUCCGCAAGCCUGCUUUGUCCUGUGCCCAGCUGUUACUCUCGGACUGGAGAGGCCCAAAGCCAGCGCUCACUGGACGGGCAGGUGGCUUCCAGUCAGCCCUGGAUCGGCGGCUGCGUACAGACAGACACUAG